This is a messenger RNA of Anguilla anguilla (European eel), 1454 nucleotides long. Its product is annotated as protein MAK16 homolog. Gene Ontology annotation, biological process: maturation of LSU-rRNA; maturation of 5.8S rRNA. The record is from RefSeq and is a predicted model, not a curated record. The coding region runs from base 1 to 888 and encodes 295 amino acids. The transcript has 9 exons. Lineage: Eukaryota; Metazoa; Chordata; Actinopteri; Anguilliformes; Anguillidae. Gene Ontology annotation, cellular component: preribosome, large subunit precursor; nucleolus.
AUGCAGCACGACGACGUUAUUUGGGAGAUAAUUGGAAACAAGCAGUUCUGCUCCUACAAAGUCAAAACAAAGAAUCAGAAUUUUUGUCGGAAUGAAUACAAUGUAACUGGGCUUUAUAACCGCUCGUCGUGUCCUCUGGCGAACAGUCAGUAUGCUACCAUCAGGGAGGAAAAAGGCCAGUGUUUUCUGUACAUGAAGGUAAUUGAAAGAGCAGCUUUUCCUGCCCGGAUGUGGGAGAAGGUGAAGCUGAGCAAGAACUAUGAGAAGGCGCUGGAGCAGAUCGAUGAGAACCUCAUCUACUGGCCUCGUUUCCUCAGACACAAGUGCAAACAGCGGUUCACCAAGAUCACACAGUACCUGAUACGCAUCCGCAAGCUCACCCUCAAGAGACAGAGAAAACUGGUUCCGCUCAGCAAGAAGGUGGAAAGGAGAGAAAAGAGGAGAGAGGAAAAAGCCCUGAUCGCAGCCCAGCUGGAUAAUGCGAUCGAGAAAGAACUGCUGGAGAGACUGAAACAAGGAACGUAUGGAGACAUCUACAACUUUCCCGUCCACGCUUUUGACAAGGCCCUAGAACAGCAGGACGAGGAGAGCGAGACUGAUUCCUCAGAGGGCGAAGCGGAGGAAGAGGACGAUGAGGACAUGGACAAACUGAAAAGCAGCAGCGAUGAGGAAGGCGACUCCAGUGAAGAGGAGGAAUCCGAGGAGGAGAUGGAGGUGGAGCAGGAGAGGGAGGCGAAAGGGAAGGGGAAAGCUGUUGCUUCUUCUAAGUCCACGGGGAAGUCGAAAGGAGAGGCACCCCUUAAAGGUCCCGCCAGGAAGAAGCAGGCCUACGUGGAGAUCGAAUACGAGCAGGAGACAGAGCCUGUCGCCAAGAGCAAGGCCACAUAGACUGCCUCUACACAUCAUGUGCUGUAAGCCCAGUACUCUGCCAAAUGACUCCUAACGCGAUUGGCUGUUCCAGUGGAAUCAGUCAGCGCCAAUCAGUAUCAUGACCCUAGGAUUGCCUGUUCCCGAGCGUUUGUAUUAACAGGAAAGGAUUCCUCAGACUGGUCAGUGGACGUAAAUUAAAUGUGUUGCAGUAGACGUCAGUCAGAAUUAAGUGCCCUGCAGUCCUGAAGAAUGUCACCAGUGCAAAAAAAAAGAAAACCCUAGCCAUACCAGUGGUCAUCAGAACGGCUGUACAUGAAGAGUGUGCACGUAUUAUUGGCCUUAAAUAUUUAUAUUUUUUAUUUUUAAACACUACCCUGUUGUCUGAAAUCCUUCAUGCAUCCAGAAUAUGCCCAAGGACCUUAUUGUGAGUGACUUAAGUCAGAUCAUUAGAACCACUGUGUUCAUAUGUUGACAUUCUGAAAAUCUCUGGAAUUAAAGCCAGAUUAUGUCCAAUGGAAAAAACAGUGAAAUUACACAUUUCAAGAUGGCGCUUUAUACCAGCAAGAUAAAAUGUUUUACAACCA